GGCAGCCCGGCGGCGGUAGCGGGGAGGCGGCAGCGGCGGCGGCUGCGUCCCCGAAGCGGCGCGGACCAUGCUGCUGGACGCCGGCCCGCAGUUCCCGGCCCUCGGCGUGGGCACCUUCGCCCGGCACCACCACUCGGCCGCGGCGGAGAUGCAGGACCGGGAGCUGAGCCUGGCGGCGCAGAACAGCUUCGUGGACUCGGCAGCGGCGCACAUGGGCGCCUUCAAGCUCAACGCCGGCGCCCACGACCUCUCCCCCGGGCAGAGCUCGGCGUUCACCUCGCAGGCGCCCGGUUAUCCCGCCGCCGCCCUGGGGCCCCACGCCGCCCAUGUCGGCUCCUACUCCGGGGCGCCCUUCAACUCCACACGGGACUUCUUGUUUCGCAGCCGGGGCUUCGGGGACUCGUCGCCGGCCGGCGGACAGCACGGCAUCUUCGGCCCUGCGGCCGGCAGCCUGCACCAUCCGCACACGGACGCUCAGAGCCACCUCCUCUUCCCGGGCAUCCACGACCAGCACGGCCCCCACGCCUCCCAAAACGUCCUCAACGGACAGAUGCGACUGGGCUUGCCGGGGGAGGUAUUCGCCCGCUCGGAUCAGUACCGCCAGGUUUCCAGCCCCAGGACUGACCCUUACUCGGCGGCUCAGCUGCACAACCAGUACGGCCCUAUGAAUAUGAAUAUGGGCAUGAACAUGGCAGCCCACCACCACCACCACCCAGGUGCCUUUUUCCGAUACAUGCGGCAGCAGUGCAUCAAGCAAGAGCUCAUCUGUAAGUGGAUCGACCCCGAGCAGCUGAACAACCCCAAAAAAAGUUGCAAUAAAACUUUCAGCACCAUGCACGAGUUGGUCACCCACGUCUCGGUGGAGCACGUUGGGGGACCCGAGCAGAGCAACCAUGUCUGCUACUGGGAGGAGUGUCCCCGCGAAGGCAAGCCCUUCAAAGCGAAAUACAAACUGGUCAAUCAUAUCCGAGUGCACACGGGAGAGAAACCCUUCCCCUGCCCCUUCCCUGGCUGCGGAAAAGUUUUCGCCAGAUCAGAAAAUCUCAAAAUUCACAAAAGGACGCACACAGGGGAGAAGCCCUUCCAGUGCGAGUUCGAAGGCUGCGACCGUCGCUUCGCCAACAGCAGCGACCGCAAGAAGCACAUGCACGUCCACACCUCGGAUAAGCCCUACUUGUGCAAGAUGUGCGACAAGUCCUACACGCACCCCAGCUCCCUGCGGAAACAUAUGAAGGUACCCGGCCCCGCAGGAGGCGGCGGGAG
Molecule: messenger RNA, 1263 nt
Organism: Corapipo altera (White-ruffed manakin)
Lineage: Eukaryota; Metazoa; Chordata; Aves; Passeriformes; Pipridae
Gene: ZIC2
Product: Zic family member 2
Exons: 2
Biological process (GO): central nervous system development; regulation of transcription by RNA polymerase II
Cellular component (GO): nucleus
Molecular function (GO): RNA polymerase II cis-regulatory region sequence-specific DNA binding; DNA-binding transcription factor activity, RNA polymerase II-specific
Source: RefSeq, a predicted model, not a curated record